CUAUAGAUUUAUUUAAACACAUGUACAAUCCUAGAAUCAUUAAACAGUGCAUAAAAUGGGGCGAAAAUCAUAUAUUGUGCUUCAUAAAAGCGAAUGGGACAGGCUGCAUCGCAAAAAGGACGACUCAAUUAAACUGUCCGAACAACGAGAGGCGUAUUUCAAAAAGCUAGUAGAUAUUUCACAGGCCUGGAUUAAAACGUGGCCAGACACAGUACAGGGACAUGUAGAGCAAGUUAAGAAAGACAAGGAAAAGCACCACAAAGAAGAAAUAGCAUUGGUGAAGGCUUUUCUCCACGAAAAGAAGAAAGAAGGAACUAAAGAAGCUUUAAAAAACGCCAAACAACUUAUUUUUGAGGACAGUUGUUAUGGAAAGCAGUUGUUAAGUGCAUUUCUUGAGUCAAAAACUUUGGAAGAAAGAGAUCGCCAAAUUGAGUUACAAAAAGAAUUAAAACAGCAAAGCGAAGCUCAAGAAAAAGAAUCGCUUUCUAAAUUAAAAAAUACUUUCGACUUAGGUCAUGAAGAAGUUAAUAAACAGAAGAAAAGGGUCGAAGAAAUAGAGAUAUCCAAAUUAAAUAAAUCUAUUUAUGAGAUGAAAUUGAGUAAAGCAAUUGAUAAAAAGAAAAAACAGGAAGUGCUUGAACGUGAAAACGUACGACUCAUGCAAGAACUGUUGGACCUCGAAGCACGUCAGGAAAAAGAAUAUGAAAAGCAAUUGAGAAAAGAUGUUGAGCUAUACGAAAAAGAACAAGAAAUUGCAAGACAACGCAAGGUAGAAAGAGAAAAGAUAGCAGAGGAAGUAGCUAACGCACAGCGCAAAGAACUUGACAAGAGAUAUUGUAAAAUUCGGCAAGUAAUGAAAGACAUGCAUCAUGACAGAAAUAACACAGAACAAUACAAACGAAAUUACGAAAUUGUUAAGAAGAUACAAGAAACAGAGCAAGCACGUUAUAAUGAAUUUGUCGAAGCAGGAAUAAAGAAAUUAGAAGUGAGGACUUCAAAAGAUGACCAUCAAGCGAUUCUGAUGAAGAACUUGGAAAAGAACAAACGUCACUUGAUAUCUGAGCACAAUAAAAAGGAAGCGGAAAAGACGGAGCAAUCAAGACUUUACACAAAGAAGUUUAAUUGCGGACAUAGACAGAGUAUUCUGCCCAAGUCGAAUUAUAGCCGCAUGAAGAACACGAGUAGGUAGUGCCAUAGCAGACAAGCAGCCCUUAAACUUCUUGGCGCCCGCUAAGAAGCUUCGCGAGCAAUACGAAGCGCGCAAGAGAGCGCCUCCUCCGUGGAGCGGGCUGGCGGCCACUCACGCGCAGUUCGCAGAGCAAGCUAGCAAAGUCCUGGAAGACGUACAGUACAAACACUUCGCAAGGAAAGUCGUCGACGAAUACAGAAAGAAGAAUGGUUUGGAUGCCACUACAUUGCCAGUCCCAAAUUACUGAUAUUUUUACCAAAUGAGAAAAUAAAACAAGUAUUUCGACAA
Molecule: messenger RNA, 1477 nt
Organism: Ostrinia nubilalis (European corn borer)
Lineage: Eukaryota; Metazoa; Arthropoda; Insecta; Lepidoptera; Crambidae
Product: cilia- and flagella- associated protein 210-like
Exons: 9
Coding region: 56-1189 (377 amino acids)
Source: RefSeq, a predicted model, not a curated record